Messenger RNA from Salarias fasciatus (jewelled blenny), 1933 nucleotides. It is a transcript of the gene tfap2e, whose product is annotated as transcription factor AP-2 epsilon. The record is from RefSeq and is a predicted model, not a curated record. Gene Ontology annotation, cellular component: nucleus. Gene Ontology annotation, molecular function: RNA polymerase II transcription regulatory region sequence-specific DNA binding; DNA-binding transcription factor activity, RNA polymerase II-specific. Gene Ontology annotation, biological process: regulation of cell population proliferation; regulation of transcription by RNA polymerase II; anatomical structure development. Lineage: Eukaryota; Metazoa; Chordata; Actinopteri; Blenniiformes; Blenniidae. The coding region runs from base 220 to 1638 and encodes 472 amino acids. The transcript has 8 exons.
UCAUCUGCGCGUAAAAAAAAAAAAAAAAAAAAAAAGAGUCAGUGUGACAGAAACGGGGAGAGGGAGACAAGGGGAAGUGAAUACCGGCACCUCUGAAUUUAAUGGACCGUUAACAGAGUCUGGAUUACUUCUUUUUCCCUCCACUGACAUCGUUCCAGUCGUCGGAAGCCUGCGCGUCCUGUUGAAUUUCAAAAUUGGGGGAAAUCCAGAGUGGUCCAGAUGUUAAUUCACACCUAUUCGGCUAUGGAGCGCGCGGACGGACUGAGCGGCUCUUCGCCGAGUGGGCGCCUCUCCCAGCUGUCCUCCCUCAACCAGGCCGCCUACUCCUCGGCCCCCCCGCUCUGCCACACUCCGGCCUCCGACUUCCAGCCUCCGUACUUCCCCCCUCCCUACCCGCAGUCCUCCCUGCCGUACUCCCAGAGCCAGGACUCGGCCUACUCCCACCUGUCGGACCCCUACCCUUCCAUCAACUCCAUCCAUCAGCACCAGCAGGCCGCAUGGCACUCGCAGAGGUCGCGCUCGGAGGAAGGGGGGCUGCUGUCACAGUCUCACCGAGCUCUGAGCCUGGACCCCCGCCGGGAGUACCCAGCUGUCCCCCGGCUCUUGCACGGUCUCGGGGAGGGCGCAGCCGCGCUUGGAGACGGUCCUCUCGGGAUGCACCUGGGGCAUCACGGCCUGGAUGAUAUUCAGGGAAUGGAGGAAGGAUCAGCCCUGGGCAUCCUGGACCACUCUGUCAUUAAAAAAGGUCCUCCCGGCUCUCCUCUGUACAGCUGGAGACCCUCGCAGUGCGGCGAUAGGUCGGCAGGCUCUCUGGUAGAGCGGAGGCGGGGGGAAGUCCAGUCUCUGGUGGGCUUUCUUCACCUGAUGGGAGAUGUGUGUGGUCCAGUUCCCAUCCCGUCCAAGCUGAACGGCUCCUCGCUGUCGGCGCUGUCCAUCGGGAAGGAGGGACUCGGCAUGGGGUCGGUGUCCAACCCGGCCGAGGUCUUCUGCUCCGUGCCGGGCCGCCUGUCGCUGCUCAGCUCCACCUCCAAGUACAAGGUGACGGUGGGGGAGGUGCAGCGCCGCCUGUCGCCACCCGAGUGCCUCAACGCGUCGCUGCUGGGCGGAGUCCUGCGCAGGGCGAAGUCAAAGAAUGGUGGCCGCUGUCUGAGAGAGCGUCUGGAGAAGAUUGGCCUCAACCUGCCCGCCGGGCGACGCAAGGCAGCCAACGUCACUCUCCUAACAUCUCUAGUGGAGGGUGAGGCCGUCCAUCUGGCGCGGGACUUUGGUUAUGUGUGUGAAACAGAGUUUCCGGCCCGAGCCACCGCCGAGUACCUGUGCAGGCAGAGCGAGCCCGACCAGCUCCCGACGCGACGCAGCAUGCUGCUCGCCACCAAGGAGAUCUGUAAGGAGUUCGUGGACCUGAUGUCUCAGGACCGCUCCCCGCUGGGCGGCAGCCGGCCCACGCCGUGCCUGGAGCCCGGCGUCCAGGGCAGCCUCACCCACUUCAGCCUCCUCACCCACGGCUUCGGCACGCCGGCCAUCUGCGCCGCGCUCUCCGCCUUCCAGAGCUACCUGAUCGAGGCCAUCAAAAUGCUGGACAAGGGCGAGGGCGGCGGGAAGAGCCACCACGACAAGGAGAUGAAGCACCGCAAGUAGAGGGCGGGGCUAACCACGGGCGGAACGAUGGGGGGAGCAGAGACUGACUGAUGCCCCAGCCCCCGCCCCCCGACCCGGGAGUCUGCACCUUGGCCCUCAGGAUGACGAACACUGAGACUUUUACCUCCCAGAACCCCUUGCGGCGCCUCUGGGCGAGGAGGCGGGGUUUGUGAUGAUAUCUGUACUGUAACGUGUGUCCACCUCACUCGCCAUGACGCAUGGACCUCUCUCUAACUCCCCACAGCUGGCUCGCCAUGACGGCGUCCGCACGCCACCUCUUCAGGACCACUUUUAU